Molecule: messenger RNA, 390 nt
Organism: Paraphaeosphaeria sporulosa
Lineage: Eukaryota; Fungi; Ascomycota; Dothideomycetes; Pleosporales; Didymosphaeriaceae
Exons: 1
Coding region: 1-390 (129 amino acids)
Source: RefSeq, a predicted model, not a curated record
AUGGCAAAUGCAAAUGGCGACCCCAGCGUCGGAACCACAGCCUUUACAGUCUAUCCGUUCUCUCGAGGCUCGAUCCAUAUCACUGGCCCCUCACUCGAUGAUCCUGCAGACUUUGACACUGGCUUCUUUGGCGGGGGAAAGGGCCAUCUUGACGUCACGAAACAUGGCGUCGCAUAUAACAAACACUGCGAGAUGAUCCGGCGGAUGCGCUCUGAUCGUGGAUAUACUGCCUCACAUCCACCAUUCGCUUCCGACCCACCUGCCGCUUGCGUCGACCUCACCGAAGCGCUCCCGGCUGACGUUCAGGACAUCGUGUCCAAUGACGACGCGGUGCUGGAAAAGUGGAUUCGCGAUCAUAUGGGUAGAGCAAUGCAUUCGCUGAACGUGUAA